AGUAUCGUCAUCCUGGCCGUUUUUUUCAUUCUGUCCCUUUUUUCUUCACUGGAUUCUACACACACAGAAAGUGAAACGAAAAACGGCAUACAGUCGGCGACCUAUGUCCAGUUCAGAUAUCAGUUGAAACAAGCUCGUUCGCGUACAUCAUCUUGCACAAGAUUGUGAUCCCGACGACACCAAAAUAAUUCGAGAAUGAAGUCAUUAUUGGUUACGACUGUUUUAUUCAGUUUGGUGAUGAUUGGUACCAGUCAGCCGAUCGAAGAGGCGUCCGCAGUUCCUAAUGCUGACGUCACGGCUGGCCUUGAGUCCAGCGAUGAUUCCGCAUUUGCCGAUAUGGAGGGCAGCGAGUCCAGCCUAAAGGUCAUCGAACACAAGUUGGAGCAUUGGCUAAAGAAAUACUACAAAAAGACGGACAAAAAGAACGACGGCAAUGGUUUCGGUGGAUACCCCGUAUUCCCAAUUCCCAUUAGCUACCCAUCGUAUCCGCUUAUUGGCUACCCACUCACAUACGGGUACGGACUGGGCGGAAUGAACGGAUUAAAUUUGGGACUGGGCGGAUUCGGAGCAGGAUUAGGUGGAUAUGGCACGGGACUUGGAUUAGGGGGAUAUGGCACGGGAUUAGGGUACGGAUACGGAACAGGUUUAGGGUAUGGAGGAUUAGGAGGAUUUGGUUACCGAAGAUAAAUCUCUCAAUUCCUAACUAUUGCAUUGUACUAUAACUCUAUUAUAUUGUAUUAUGAAUUAUUAUUAUUCGUCCAUCCAUGUACAUUAAAGUUCUAUUCGCAAAUAUACAAAUGUUAUUCGAUA
This is a messenger RNA of Daphnia pulicaria, 810 nucleotides long. Its product is annotated as keratin-associated protein 6-2-like. The transcript is spliced from 2 exons. NCBI's taxonomy places the organism in Eukaryota, Metazoa, Arthropoda, Branchiopoda, Diplostraca, Daphniidae. The record is from RefSeq and is a predicted model, not a curated record. The coding region runs from base 196 to 687 and encodes 163 amino acids.